Messenger RNA from Bombus impatiens (common eastern bumble bee), 2355 nucleotides. Its product is annotated as transmembrane protein 26. Bases 359 to 1888 code for a protein of 509 amino acids. The record is from RefSeq and is a predicted model, not a curated record. NCBI's taxonomy places the organism in Eukaryota, Metazoa, Arthropoda, Insecta, Hymenoptera, Apidae. The transcript is spliced from 6 exons.
CAUGUUUAAAAUAAAUUCUAAGCACUACUACCGUCUUUACUGUGCAUGCGCGCGGCUGUUUGAAAUACAAACGUUCUGAAGCUUCUAUACUUUCAUUCCAGUUCUGAUACAGUGGGCUCCAGUUAAACGACACUCAAUGUACCGCAAAACAAUUGUUUAUUUCAUUGUUCUAAAAAAUGAUUCAGUGAAAAAAUGUAAUAUACAAAUGAAAAUUUCAAAAAAUUCGUAUUAUCAAUAUUUUUCUAUUUCAUAGUGUAACCAGUAGAUAUUUGUGUGUUUUAAAAAAUUGGUGAAUGACAAUAAACAAAAUUAUAUAGUGAAAAAUAUUAAAUAGAAAAACAAAAAUUCUAUUGUGAAAAUGGCAAAAUUUUUAGCUACGAUUAAAGCGAUAAUUACGCGACUGGUUUUCGCAUCUCAUGGCUUUAUUGCAAUUUGGCAAGUAACUACGUUUAAAAAGAAUCCUCUAUUUUGGUACUUGAGUUGCCCAAUUUUGUUACUGUUUUUCGAAGGAAUUUUCACGCUUACUAUAAAGGAAAAUCAAGAAUGGAAAUGGUUCUGUCCUUCCGUUUUCUUGUACCUAAGCAGUGUAGUUCCAGCGAUAUGGCUUCUGGAAUUAGAUAAGGUCGAUAGGAGAAUGAAAACGUUCGAAACGAACGUGAACAUAUCCGAAAAUUUCGAUUUAACCAACCUGGCAGCUGAAGAUUUGAAACACUUAGAAAAAGCAUUUGGUGUAAAUAUAAAUCUACCUGACAUAAAAAUAUCGACAGAGACCUGGGUAACUUUGAUCGAGCAGUUUCUGAUGUUAAUUCUGAUCAUUGGAAGAUGGAUGUUACCAAAGGGAGAGUUAACCAGAGAUCAACUAAGUCAAUUAUUAUUGGUUUACAUUGGUACAGCAGCAGACAUCAUUGAAUUUUUCGAUUCCUUUAAAGAAGACCGCAUAGCUCGCGAACCCGUUUUAGUAUAUUUGACUUUAGGAAUUUGGGCGUGGUCCUUGAUGCAAUUUACAGUCGUCCUUACAGCCACCAAGUCCCGAAAAUCUAGACUGUCUUCUGGUAACGCCGUUAAAAAGAGAGCGCACACUGAAACUAGUUGCUGCAGCAUUGAUGUAUGGGGAAUUGCAUUGAACAUGCUCCUACAGGAUGGACCAUUCCUUUCAUUCAGAUUGAUUUUAAUCGUCCACUAUCGCAUAGUCAGCUACAUGAACAUUUUCUUCACGUGCAAGAAUACUUUAGUAAUACUGCUGCAACUUUACCGAUUGUACGUUGUGCAGACGGAGAAUCGAAGCAAGAUAAAGAAGAAAUCUGAAGUACCUAGCAUCAGUAUCAUAUCGAAAGAAGAUAUGUACAAAGAUGUAAAAAGUAAAAGGAUUUCUGAAGAAAGAAGAAGAAAAAGAAGAAGAGACAAAGAUAUAGAGGCUAAUUAUUCAGACAGUGAGGAAACUACGGAAGAAGCAGAUAAAUUUGAUUCCUCUCCUAGAAAUAUUCGUCAUUCCAGAAGAAAAACGCGCCAGGACACCGGAUAUUCCACAUCUAGCUCCAAAAAUUCUGGAAGACAUCGAAAAUCUCAGAGAGGUGAUAGCAAAAAAAAAUCUUCACGUGAAGAAAGCACAAAAAUUGAAAUUUCCAGUGAUGAAGACAAACGUAGAAAAAGAAUUGAUAAAAGAUCGUCGGUGAAGAGGGACAGGAAGUUAUCAGAGAGUAUUAAAAUGAAAACUAGGAACGAGGAUUCUAGUAAAAGUUCAAGCAAAAGCCGGAAGUGCAAAGACGACAGCGAAGAAGAUGAAUCGACAACAGAAGAAGUAGCUGAUAAAAUAGUUAGUCAAGAAAGUGAAUCAGAAUCAGAAAGAAAAAGGUAUGUUCAUAGGAAGCGACGUCAGAACAGAGACUGACAACGAUGCCUCGGCAUAAUCGCCCUCCUGUUUGUGUACUUUGCGAUCCUCGUUAUUUGCAUGAUUUUUAUAUACGCCGGGAUCAACGAUGGUAUUGUAUUAACCACAAGGGCAAAGAAAAUAGUCCUUACUAAUUAACCCUCUGCACUUUUUAUGAAAGUAUCACAAAAAGUUCAAAAUUUUAUCUCUUAUAAGCACUUUUAGUCUUUUAAUCUAUUUUCAUAUUAUGAUUGAUUACUAAAACAAUAUAUUUAUUAAAAUAUAUUUGAAGUUAAAAUUGAAGUGCAAAAAGUUAAGAACAAUCAAGAUUGAUUUUAUUUAGGUUCAGCACCCUACCAGCGUAAAUUAAGUAGUUUGAACGUGUUCUAGGACACUAAGAUGUUAUUUUAAUAUAUAAACGCGACUAAUAAUUAACUAAACGCUGCUUGACAUAUGUAAAUCGUAUGAAUAAAGAUAUUUCUACUAUU